Molecule: messenger RNA, 3113 nt
Organism: Centruroides sculpturatus (bark scorpion)
Lineage: Eukaryota; Metazoa; Arthropoda; Arachnida; Scorpiones; Buthidae
Gene: Sardh
Product: sarcosine dehydrogenase, mitochondrial-like
Exons: 18
Coding region: 480-3017 (845 amino acids)
Cellular component (GO): mitochondrion
Molecular function (GO): protein binding; oxidoreductase activity
Source: RefSeq, a predicted model, not a curated record
ACUUCGUUACAAUAAAUUUAACUUUGAAUAUGCAUGAAAUAAAUACAUCAAUCACUUCAUCAACGCUAAUAGAAGGUAAUAAAAUCUGUGUGACGUCACGUUGUUGACAAUUAAAAUUAAUCACGUGGCUGACAAACAAGUGGUUGUCUUUAGAUCUUACGUAAAUAUAUAUCUGAUAUCUUAAAUAAAUUACAACACAUGCCUAGAAACUUUUAUCUUUACAAAUGGAUGUUCAAAGAUCAUCUUAUAAGAAAUGAUAUUAUUAUUUUUUUAAUAGAUGUAGGAAUAAUUAACAUUGUAAUUAAAGACAGCAAAAUGUACUAGAUUUUAUGAUAUUAUUAUACCUCAAGAGAAGAAUGAUUUGAAAAAAGCUGAAAUUGAAAAUCAUCUCUAUUUCAUUUUAAGAAGCUUUAUUUAAUUUAGAGAUAGCAAAGAUAGAAAAUAUUUCUUAGAGACUUGCAUUACCAAUAUACUUCAACAUGAUAAGUGCCUAUUCUUUGAGAUUAUCAAGAUUUUACAAAAUACAAAAAUUUAUAUCAUGGUAUUCUUCAGCUUCAGCUGCUCCUAGUGGUGUACCUCAUACAAGAAUAAAAAAGGAAGAUGUAAAAGUGCCAAAAUCUCUUCCAUCAUCAGCAGAUGUAGUCAUAAUUGGUAGAAAUCUUUAUGAAAUUAGAUUAAUAUGGAGACUUCGACCAAGUGAUACAGAUAUAGAAAUUCUUAAUCAUACUCGUCAUUUAUUGCAUAAUGUUUUAGAAGGUGAAAGUGGUGUACAUCCAGGUUGGAUUAAUAAUGGUGGUUUGUUUAUUGCAAAUUCAAAAGAAAGAUUACAAGAAUAUAAACGCUUAAUGACAGUAGGAAAAGCAUUUGGAAUUGAUUCAUUUAUACUUUCUCCACAAGAAACAAAAGAACUUUAUCCUCUUAUGAAUGUUAGUGAUUUAUAUGGGACACUUUAUAGUCCAGGAGAUGGUACUGUGGAUCCUGCAGGAUUCUGUACCUCUCUAACCAGAAUUGCAACUAAAGCAGGAGCAAAGGUUAUAGAAAAAUGUCCUGUAAUUGAUAUCAGUGUGGAAGAAGAUGAUUUUAAUGUAAAAAGAAUUAAAUCUGUAGUUACAGAGUUUGGAAAGAUUAACACAAAUUGUGUUGUAAAUUGUACAGGUGUUUGGGCUCCAUAUAUUGGAAAUAUGGCUGGGGUAAAAGUUCCUUUAAUUGCAAUGAAACAUGCUUAUGUAGUUACUGAUCACAUUGAAGGAAUUCAAAACAUGCCAAAUGCUAGAGAUCACGAUUUAUCAGUUUAUUUGCGUUUACAAGGAGAUGCAUUGUCAAUAGGUGGUUAUGAACCAAAUCCUAUUUUUAUAGAUCAGAUUGAAAAAGAUUUUGCAUUUGGUUUAUAUGAAUUGGAUUGGGAUGUAUUUGGAACUCAUAUAGAAAGUGCAAUUCACAGAAUUCCAGCAUUAGAAAAUGUGGGAAUUAAAUCAACAGUAUGUGGACCAGAAUCAUUUACUCCUGAUCAUAAACCACUUUUGGGGGAAGAUACAGAAAUUAGAGGAUUCUUUCAUGGAUGUGGAUUUAACAGUUUAGGAAUGAAUGCUGGUGGAGGUUGUGGACGAGAACUAGCUAGAUGGAUUUUUUAUGGACGUCCAGAACUUGACAUGUACAGUUAUGAUAUUAGACGAUUCAGUUCAAAGUUAACUAAUAACAAACAGUGGAUAAAAGAAAGGAGUCAUGAAUCAUAUGCAAAAAAUUAUUCAAUUGUUUAUCCUCAUGAUGAACCAUUAGCAUCUCGUAAUAUGAGAAAAGAUCCAUUUCAUGAGGAAUUAUUAAAUAAUGGAUGCAUAUUUCAAGAAAGACUUGGAUGGGAAAGACCAGGUUGGUUUACAAGAGAGAGUGUAGCUCCAAUUGGCAAUGAAUGUCUUGGUUGUAGAGAAAAUGUGGCUGUAUUUAACAUGUCUUACUUUGGAAAAUUUUAUUUAAUGGGACCAGAUGCACAGAAAGCAGCAGAUUGGAUAUUUACAAAUGAUGUUAAUAAACCAAUUGGUUCAACAACUUACACGUGCAUGUUAAAUGCAAGAGGUGGUGUAGAAGCCGAUUUAACAGUAAGCAGUAUAAAGAGUGGAGAUAACAGCUCAUGUGAUCCAAAAUUUGAUGAUGAUGGAUUUUACAUUGCAGCUGCUGGUGCUGCUUCUCAACAAAAUUUUUCUCAUAUACAAAGUACAAUUCAAGAUAAAAAAUUUCAAGUGUCAUUGAUUGAUGCAUCAGAAGAAAUGGGAAUGUUAAGUAUCCAGGGGCCAAAAAGUCGAGAAUUGCUACAAUUACUAACAGAUGAAGAUUUGAGUAAUGAAGCUUUCCCAUUUUCAUCAAAUAAAGUCAUUAAUUUUGCAGGACAUAAAGUCCGAGCACUUCGUUUAACAUUUGUAGGUGAAAUGGGUUGGGAACUUCAUAUUCCUAAGGAAAGCUGUCUUCCAAUUUAUAAAGCUCUGAUGAAUGAAGGAAAGAAAUUUAAUCUCAUAAAUGCUGGUUAUAGAGCAAUUGAUUCUUUGAGUAUUGAAAAAGGUUAUAGACAUUGGCAUGCAGACAUCCGCAUGGAUGAUACACCCCUGGAGGGGUCCUUGGGCUUUACUUGUAAAUUGAAGACGUCAGUUCCUUUUUUGGGACGAGAUAUGUUAGAAAAACAGAAAAAAGAAGGUUUAAAGAAAAGAUUAGUUUGUUUUACAUUAGAUGAACCCAUACCUUUGUGGGGUUUAGAAGCCAUAUGGCGCAAUAAUAGAAUAGUUGGAUUUCUUAGAAGAGGUGAUUAUGCCUUCGCUCUAGGAAAGAGCAUUGGUUACGGAUAUGUAAAAGCCCCGGGAGGUGACAACAUCAGUAUCGAUUACAUUAAAAGUGGAGAUUAUAAAUUGGAAUGCAUGGGCGUAACUUAUCCUGCCAACGUGCACUUAAAAACGCCAUUUGAUCCUGCUAAUAAAAGAAUAAAGGGAAUAUACGACGAACCUCUACCUAUAUACGCAGAUAAAUACGUUUAAUUAAUGUUUUAUACAUUAAGAAUUUACAUUUGAAUGAUAUAUUUCCGUAAAUAUGUAAUAUAAUUUUUUUAUUAUUAUUAUUAUUAAAAGAAUCAA